AUGGCGGGAUCAGCAUUCUAUGCAGCCUUUGGGCGGCUACAGUACAAUACCAAUGCCACGCAAGAAGUGUGUGCUAUCCUUUAUGGCGCUAUGGCUCAAAAUGCAGCUUUGUUUCUAAAGAGGCGAGGCAAAUCGGAUCUCAUCCAACCCACCAUUCUUGCGCUGAUAGUAUCCAGCACGAUGCUCACAGGGGUUUGCAGUGUGCUCCUGGGAAAGCUGGGCGUUGGCAAAUUGAUGCUUCGAUUUCCAACACCUGUCACGAAUGGUUUUCUGGGAACUAUUGGAUGGUUUCUUGUCCGGACAGCGUUGCAAGUCUCUUCAGGAGUUCAGUUCCAAUACUUUUACCCAGUGGAUCUGACAGCAUUUCUGAGCUUUCGCAGUUUGGGCCCAGUGUCAUGCUUGCUAGCGAUGGUGGCUUUCAUCAGGCAUGGGCCAUCUAUCAUUGCGCGGAAACUUCCGGACAGCAGACUCUUGAAGCUUUCAGGGUUAUUUUGUCAGCUAUGCCCCUUGGUCAUUUUUUAUGCCAUCACUUCCGCGCUUGGAUUGUCAAUGGAAGAGCUGAGUACGAGUGGCUGGACAUACCCCACCCAAACCAGCCGGUCCUUUUCUAGCCUUUGGACCACCUACGACAUCUACAACCCACAUGGAGGUGCUGAUAUUGGGGUCCUGAUCUACAAUAUCCCUUCGAUGCUGAUGUUGGUGAUGAUGUCAGUACUCUGCACCAUGACAGGGGUCUUGGGGAUCACGGGCAAAUUCCGAAUGGGUCCAGAUGGUGAUCCUGCUCCGAUGGAGGUCAUUGACUUUGAUGCAGAACUUACGACAGUGGGUUUUGGAAGCAUUUUCACGGCCCUGUCAAAUGGGGUUGUGACUUUCCAUCGUUUGGGGAGUUCUAUCCAGCUUCGAAUGGAUGGCGGAACACAUCGACUUGCAGUCUUCACAUCGUCCUGCUUCGUAGGCAUUUUCUUUUUCACAAGCCUUCCACUUGGGCAUUACAUUCCCAAGUUCUUCUUGGGUGGCCUCUUCAUGGGCAGUGGCCUGAGCUUUUUGGAAAGCGCCUUUCUUUCAUUCCGCAGCUUACCUCCUCAGAAAUUCAUGGGUUAUCGACUUCCUUCGCCGCAAUAUUGGGUGACUGUUGCAUGUAUUCUCGUUGCAGCGUUCUCAUCGCCAUUCCAGGGCAUCGGAGCGGGUUUGACCCUCAGCCUGGUGAUUUUCCUCUGGGACAGUGCUCAAUCAUCACCAAUUGCAAGCAUGUCGACUGGCAGCCACACUGUAAGUCGAACCUUCCGACCAUUUUGGGAGUUGGAGGCUUUGUGCCUUCAUGGUCAUCGAAUUCUGCUUUUCUACUUGCAGGGUCAGCUUUUCUUCGGUUCGGGGCAGAAUUUGGCCUCCAGUCUUGUCGAAGCUAUCGAGGAUGGUCUGGAUCCAGAUGCCGCUGAGCCAGGGAGGAUAUCCCAAUACUGCAUCUUGAGCUUCGGUAAAGUGACCAGUAUUGAUGCUUCAGCUGCGGAGCAGUUGCGGAUGGCUGUCAAACGUGUGAUCUUUUGCCGCAUGAAUUCGCAGGUCUUCGAUGCCCUUUCCGUGCUGAAGGUGGUCACCUCCCCGGAUCUCGAUCUGCGACAGCUGCUGGAUCUGCAGACGACUCCGACUCGGGGAGAAAUCACUGCCGAGGAGUCCACUGUUUUUACGGAAUUCGGUGAUGCAACCCCGACAUCACCAACAACUGCAACAGCUCUGAGUUGCUGGGGCAAAGGCAAGCCAUUCAAGAGCCCGGCAUACGAGGAUUACGAUGCGUUUGACGAUGUGACAGAUGCAUUGGACUACACCGGAGAUCGGCUUUUGGAGACUUAUUUGUACGGUUCAAGAGAGCUGAAAGAGUAUAUGCUGGAGUACAGGGUUGCGUGCAGCAGUGGCUCAAGGCUACCAAAUCUUGCUUUCGAGGCGAUGAACCUUCUACCACAAGGUUUUAUGCGCACGAUCCAGCCUUUCUGCACUGUACAGCUUGGCCUAGCAAGUGGACAGCGUGUACCGGAUGGUGAUGCCUUUGUUUUUGUCCUACAAGGCGCAAUCGCAGUUGUUGACGAGCUACUUGAAGGGAGCACCACAAACCAAGGGGUAAGCAUCAAGGGCUUCCAGGGCCGACGGCACAAGCGAUUGCGGAAGAGAUAUCCGCCUGGAAGCAUAGUUGGAAAGCACGAGUUCUUCCUCAAAAGCCUGCAGCGACGACUUGGUGAUGCUGGCGCGGCUACCAGCCGAGUGGUCUCCAGCAAAUUUGGCCAUACCACGGAAGUGUGGAUACUAACACGGUCGGCAUGGGAAUCUCUACCAGAGGAGCUGGCCACGCUCCUGCAGGACCUGUCACUCAGGCAACUGGCAGAGGAGAAGCAGCACUCUUUGCUGAGCGACAGUUGA
Cladocopium goreaui is the source of this 2409-nucleotide messenger RNA. NCBI's taxonomy places the organism in Eukaryota, Dinophyceae, Suessiales, Symbiodiniaceae. The record is from the annotation of a GenBank genome assembly.